CAGACGCGCGAGGGCCCGGUGAGAGGAGAGGCUUGCCCGACCGAGUCUGUCGGUUCGUCGACCCAAGCAGACGCUUCACGUCAAAGCGAGCCCGGAACCUGACAACCUCAACUCGACAUCUACACAGCACACAACGCCAGCCGAGUUUGAGUUGGGGGCACGCAAAAGGGUGCAGGUCGCCAUGGCGUCCAAGAUGAGGCCCGAAUCGACCGUCUCGGCCGAGUUCGAGGUCGUCCAGGAGACCCCGAGGUUUCAGCGGGUCUACUGGACCCGAGAACCGCACCUCCGGAAGCUGUAUGGCCUGGCCGUCAUCCUCAUGGUGGCGUCGGCGACAACCGGCUACGACGGCAUGCUUGUCAACACGUCGCAGCAGAUCGACGCCUGGAACAGGUUCUUCUUUCCGCAGCUAGCGGCGAACCCGGAUCUCAAGGACCCCGUUGUCGACAGCAAGCUCGCCAUCCUCGUCAACAUGUUCAACAUUGGCUCCAUCGUGUCCUUUUUUAUCACGCCCUUCGUCGCCGACCACUUCGGCCGGAAAGCAGCCAUCAUUUCCGGCUGCGUCUGCAUGGUCGUCGGCGGCUUCCUAACGGGGUUUGCUACCGGCUACGGAAUGUUCAUGGGCGGCCGUUUCAUGCUCGGCUUCGGCAACUCGCUCGCCCAGAUGGCGUCCCCGCUGCUGCUGACCGAGAUCUGCCACCCCCAGCACCGCGGGCCCGUCACCGCCAUCUACAACUGCCUAUGGAACGCCGGCGCCCUGUUAGUGUCGUGCAUCGCCUGGGGCACGGCCAACAUCAAGUCGGACUGGUCGUGGCGGUCCAUCACGCUCAUUCAGGUGGUGCCGUCCGUCAUCCAGCUGUGCGGCAUCUGGUGGAUCCCCGAGUCGCCCCGGUACCUGAUCCACAAGGAGCGCCACCAGGAGGCGCUGCACAUCCUGACCAAGUGGCACGCCGGCGGGAACCCGCACAACGCCACCGUGCAGUUCGAGUUCCGCGAGAUCCGGGAGACCAUCCGCAUCCAGAAGGAGACGGAGCGGUCCACCAGCUACCGCGACUUCCUCCGCACCCGCGGCAACCGCUGGCGCCUGGCCAUCAUCGUGUCCCUGGGCAUCAUCUCGCAGUACAGCGGCAACGCGCUCUUCUCCAACUACAUGAACGCCAUCUACGAGGGCGCCGGCAUCUCCAACCAGAACCAGAAGCUCGCCAUGUCGACGGGCAAGACCAUCCUCGACCUCAUCGUCACCGUCGCCGCUGCCCUCAACGUCGACCGCUUCGGCCGCCGGCCCCUGUUCCUCGUCUCCACGGUCGGCAUGGUCACGUCCUUUGCCUGCUGGACCGUGACCGGGGCCGUGUACGAGAACUCGGACCAGCUCAAUACCUCUUCGGGCUACGCCCAGCUUGUCUUCAUCUGGCUCUUUGGUGUCUUCUACGACAUCGGCUUCUCUGGCCUGCUGGUCGCCUACGCGCUCGAGAUCCUCCCUUUCCAUUUGCGCGCCAAGGGCAUGAUGGUCAUGAACAUCACCGUCCAGGCCAUGCUGGCCAUCAGCAAUCAAACGAACAAGCUCGCGUGGGAGCGGCUGCCACACCACUGGAACUUCAUGCUCUUCUACACUAUCUGGGACUUGUGCGAGCUCCUCUUUGUAUGGUUUUUCUACGUGGAGACCAAGGGCCCAACGCUGGAGGAGAUUGCCCGCAUCUUCGACGGCGACGGCGCCAUCGCCCACAUCGACAUGCACGACGUGCAGAAGGACAUCUACGCCAUGGAUCACCACCAUGACGAGCUGCCCGGGAGGGCUCUAUGAGAAUAAAUAAAGUUUACGGCCGGUGCGCUCGCUUUGCUUUGAUGUUUUGGAGUUCGGCGCCUGGUAUAUAUAACUGAUGGGGAUUGGGGUGGU
This is a messenger RNA of Thermothielavioides terrestris NRRL 8126, 1891 nucleotides long. RefSeq lists its product as uncharacterized. Gene Ontology annotation, biological process: carbohydrate transport; transmembrane transport. The coding region runs from base 182 to 1798 and encodes 538 amino acids. NCBI's taxonomy places the organism in Eukaryota, Fungi, Ascomycota, Sordariomycetes, Sordariales, Chaetomiaceae. Gene Ontology annotation, cellular component: membrane. Gene Ontology annotation, molecular function: carbohydrate:proton symporter activity. The transcript is spliced from 3 exons. The record is from RefSeq and is a predicted model, not a curated record.